AUGUCUUUAAACUCUGAUCGAUAUGCGUUUAUUGGAUUAGGCGCCAUGGGACUUCCAAUGGCAAUAAACCUUCAAACCCAUUUUUCAUCAAAUAAUCUUCCUCCAUUGAUCGUUUACAAUCGUACAUUUUCUAAAACACAAUCAGUAAAAGAAAUUGGAGCCAUCGCUGCUAAUAGUUUGAAACAAGUCAUUGAAAAUGCUAAUAUAAUUUUUACUUCACUUGCUAAUGAUGACGCUGUUAAUCAAACUUAUGGUCAAAUGUUGAAAGAAUUAGAACUUAUUAAUGAUAAUAAUAAGAGAAAAACCAUAUUUAUUGAAACAAGUACUAUUCUUCCAACUACAAUUAGUGUGAUUAGAGAGAAAGUUGAAAAUGUAAAUAAUACGAUUUUAUUACAUUGUCCUGUUUGGGGCCCUCCUAAAGCUGCAAAGAGUGCUCAAUUAUCAAUUAUUACUUCUGGCAACCAAAGUGCAAUUGAUUACAUACAACCAGUAUUAGUUCCUGUGUUAGGAAAGAGAAUUUUACCUGUUGGUGAUGAUGUAACGAAGGCAUCAAAAUUUAAGUUAAUUGGAAAUUUUUUCAUUAUCGGUACUUGUGAAUUAUUAUCAGAAGGACUUACUUUAGGUGAAAAAUCUGGUAUUGGAAAAGAAUUGGUCAUGGAAUUUAUUUCCUCUGUUUAUACAACGGGUGGCAGUUAUGUGCAUUAUGGAACUAAAAUGGUAGAAGAAAAUUUUAAUAAUGAUGUUGGAUUCACUGUUACUAAUGCUCUAAAGGAUGUAGGACAUAUUCAGCAAUUGGCAAAGGAUUCGGGUGCGCAUCUACCAGUAGCAGAUUUAGUGAGUAAAAAUUUGAACUAUGCAAAAGAUAAUGAACCAGGUGCUGAGAAUUAUAGCUGGAGUUGUAUGAUUGGUUCUGUUAGAGCUG
Molecule: messenger RNA, 922 nt
Organism: Dentiscutata erythropus
Lineage: Eukaryota; Fungi; Glomeromycota; Glomeromycetes; Diversisporales; Gigasporaceae
Source: the annotation of a GenBank genome assembly